ACUCGACUUUUUCCCCAGAAUCGGAUCUUUCCCACGUAUUUGUUGCCUCCCUCUGCAAUUCUUCUUCACCCUUCCCCUCGACUCUCCUGGACUCUCCAGCUCAUCCUCCUCCCUUUUCCUUUUAUCUCUGUUUCAAAGCCGCCGCCACAACAACAACAACAACAACAACAACAAGACAAGGAAAAAGUAAACAAAAGAUGGAUAAAUAUUCUGGUAAAAGAGCUGUUGAUAGGAAUGUAGUCUCUAGAAAGGGGAUGUCUCAUGCAUUCAGAAAUGGUUCCUGUAGAACUUUCUCAGGAACUAGUAAUCCUCAAAAUCGUCAGUUGUGCAGCCGACUUAAUUGCAGUAGCAAAAUUCACUCUUCUAUAGUUGCUGAGAAUGGUUCCUGUAGGAAAGGCAAAUCUUUGAGGCUUUCAACCCAAUCCUCUUUAAGUGACAAGCAAGCAGUUGGAAGUUCAUGUAGAACUUUCUCAGGAACUAGUAAUCCUAGAAAGUCCCCUAAAGGGCCCCAGCAAACACUUUCCUCUAGGUUAGAGACAGAUUCAUCUGAAACUAGCAGCAGUCAGGAUGAACCUGAAGCUUCAGUUUGCAUCCCUCCAUCAGCAACUUAUCAAAGUCAGCUUCAAGCUGAACAGGGACAUGCAGAGUCUGAUCACGUGAUGCUGACAGAAGUAGCAAGCACUAGUGGUGUUUCAAAAACUAGGUCACAGAGGAAUAUUCAUCAACCUGGAUUGUAUGGUCAAGAAACUAAAAGCAUUGGCUCAGUGACACGUGCCAGUACUAGCCGAUAUAAUUCGAGGAACCUCAAGUGCAACUCGAUAAAUGAUGUCAGCUCCACAGGUUGUUCAUAUUCAAAUUCAACCAUGAAUCGACGGAAGGAUACAAUGAAGAGAAGAAAUUGUGAAAGGGAAAGUGGUUCCACUGCCAGAGGGAAGGUGAGUGGGUCUUUAUUGGAAGGACAGAAUUCUGGUUGUGGAAGUGGUAUAUCUAUUUCUGAUCCAAGAAGAUCAAGAAAUAUUCCUCCUCACAGGGACAACAUUGCAUCAGUUAGAACUCGAAGGUCUAUAAGCAGUAAUGCCCGGGAAAGGCUUCCAAGCCAUGGCAAUGCACACUCUAUGCAGCCCAAUGAAUCCUCUGCUUUGAUGCCACCUUUGCCUCAUGAACUUGUUUUUCCACAUCAUUCUUCUUCUGAGUCUCCUUUAAUUCGAUCGAGCUCCCAUAGUAGACCAGGUUCAAGCAAUGGGCAGCCUGCAUCUCCUGCAGAAUUUGACAUAACUUGUCCUCUAAUAAAUUGGAAUGGACGAUGGCACCAAAACAGUAUUGCUGAGGUAUUAUUGGCACUUGAGAGAAUUGAACAAGAUGAAGAGUUGGCAGAGGAGGAAAUUCAUUUACUAGGGACAAACUUCCUCCUUAAUGGACUAUACUUGUAUGAUCAGCAUAGAGACAUGCGGAUGGAUAUUGAUAAUAUGUCAUAUGAGGAACUUUUAGCCCUGGAAGAAAGGAUGGGUAAUGUGAGCACAGCUUUAACAGAGGAAGCACUUUCAAAAUGCCUUGAGAGAAGCAUCUAUCAGUCUACCCCUUCAGAUGAUGAUGAUGAUGAGAGGAGCAAUAUUGCUAACGACGAUAUCAAAUGCAGCAUCUGCCAGGAUGAAUAUGUUGUUGGAGAUGAAGUGGGGAGGCUGCAAUGUGAGCAUGGAUAUCAUGUGGCUUGCAUACAACACUGGCUGCGCCUCAAGAAUUGGUGCCCUAUCUGCAAAGCAUCAGCAGCACCUUCAAAUUCAGCUGUUGCCUCUAAUCGCUCCUGACCAGUGAGCUGGGAUGGUUAAAAGGCUUUUUCUUCGUUGUUUUUUAUGCUCCCCCUUCUCUCUCUCCCUCCCUCCCCCCCUCUCUCCUUUUUGUACAAAUUAGAGCUGUUACUUGCCAUUUCAUAUUGGUCAUCAUGUACAUAGCCAUUAUCUUCAUCCUUGUCAGUGACACAAGGCACUGGCUUGGCUGUGGAACUUGCUAAGUGUCCCAUCUGGAUAAGCUUCAUUUGAACGUGUUCUAAUUUGAUGGAUUUGUCCUCCUCUUUCCAUC
Molecule: messenger RNA, 2076 nt
Organism: Prosopis cineraria
Lineage: Eukaryota; Viridiplantae; Streptophyta; Magnoliopsida; Fabales; Fabaceae
Product: E3 ubiquitin-protein ligase MBR2-like
Exons: 6
Coding region: 198-1805 (535 amino acids)
Molecular function (GO): ubiquitin protein ligase activity
Source: RefSeq, a predicted model, not a curated record